Molecule: messenger RNA, 2732 nt
Organism: Zerene cesonia (dogface butterfly)
Lineage: Eukaryota; Metazoa; Arthropoda; Insecta; Lepidoptera; Pieridae
Product: extensin-like
Exons: 4
Coding region: 328-924 (198 amino acids)
Source: RefSeq, a predicted model, not a curated record
GCAUACAAGUGUCACUUGCAAAGUUACGAAGCACAUACUAAUUUAGUCGACCACCAUGACUCAAGUUUGUAGCCCAUUAUAACGGUUAAGUAACGCGUGAUAUAAUAAAAAGUGUUUAUUUGUAAAUAGUUGCUUUGUUCGCGAAACUUGUGACUUAUCAAAUCGAUGCAUCAACAUGAUCGUCAUACAGCGUACCCAGCUGAUAUCUCUAUAGAAACAACGAGCUGCGAGUUUUCUUUAACCUUUUUUAUAAAGUGUAAAUUGAGCAUGGCCCAAAGAAUUAGGUCAUGUUAAUGACGUAUACCGACUAACCAACCCUUAAAAGGCAUGUCCUUAGACGAAGGUAGACAGUCACAACGUCCAUACCGCUAUGGCAUGGUUUUGCUGUGCGCGGGUGCCCUGAUCAAUUGGUUGGGAUUGGCCGAAGAUUACGCGGAGCCGGUGCGCUAUGUGGGCGUGGCCUGCAUCGUUGCAGGCGCGCUGCUCAUAUGCGCUGCCAUGUGCUGCUGGCUGCAGUCUCCGGCCCGGCAACCACAAAAUGACCGCGCUACGCCUGAUACCCAUCAAAUUGACGACCCAAUCCAUGUGAUUUCAAUGCCGGAUGAAGAGACGAUGCAGCAGAAGCCGCCGGACUACGACACGGUCGCAGGAGCGCCGCCGACUUACGACGACGCGAUCAAGCUGAACCCGGCGAGGUUGCUGCCGGCCACCAGCAGCACGCGCGCGGAUCCGCCGCUGACGCAGCACAUUGACGCGUUGGCGAUCCCGGGGCAGCUGGAGGACGCGUUUCCAGGCACGCAGGGCAGCGCCUUGCACCCGCCGCCCGUGCCUGUGCACCUGCCGCCCGCGCCCGUGCACCUACCGCCCACGCCCGUGCCCAAGACGCCGCCGCCACCCUACCGCGCCCCGCACGCCAUCAGAUGAAACGCGCGCGCGACACCGGUGUUACCUUAAAUCGACUGCUGGUUCAUGUGACUUGUAAAUAUUGUGGAACGAGCGCAGUUGAGCAUUUACGUGGCGACACGUAGGUAUAGAUAUAGUUGAAACGUUGCGGUAUUAUUUUGUUAUACGUCCAUAAAUAUCCACACAUGGAAUCGUUUAAUUGUUUAAUCGAAUAAUAUUAGAAUGUUGAGCUUGAGAUCGAUGCGUACUUAUGUGAUAUUAAAAUUGUUAUUAAUGAUUAUAAACUAGUUACUUAAUUUACCUACCUGCUGUAUAUAUUUAUAAGAGCAUGUACCUAUUACCUAGUAAGAAAAUUUUGUAUUUAUUUCUGUUAAAAGUUAAAACGACAAAAAAAUUGUUGGAUGUUAAAAUUUCCAUUUGUUAGUCGGUUUUUGAGGAUCUAUCUGUAUGGGCUGUAUGUAGCUGUAGAGAAAUUCUUGCCCACUGGUUAUGUAGAAUGAGCAUAGAUCAUAAAUUAUACACCUGAAGAAAGUAGGUUUGUGCCAUUAACUUUUUAGUGUAUACACCAUUACAUAUAAAACAUACCUACUAUUACGGCACUAUACUUCCUAUUACGUUCAUAAAACUUAUUUGCUCAAUUAUUAAAACAUAUUGUGUGUUCAUUGUUCAGGGCGGUAUGUGGAAAAUUAUAUUUUUUCAAUGACUAUCUCACUGUAAAUGUUCACUAUAUUUAAUCCAACGUUGUAUAAGAUAUUCCACGUUCGAAAAACAAAGACUUCAAUGAAUUGGGCAACGGUAACAGUAGCCCCAAAGGCACUUAUAAUGUAAUUAACACGACGUAGCUAGUGAUUUGUGAUAAAAUAUAAUCUAAUUAAAAUUAUUGACGACAAGAGUAGAUGUAUCUUUUUGAGAUUUAACUGCAAUUAGUGAUACCAAUACUUAACGAAGAUUCCAACAUAUUAGUAUUUGCGUCGACCCUUGUCGCGCUUCUCGUUAAACUAGAUAGAAAUAGUGUUAUAAUUAAUAAUUUAUCGCUUCAUAUAAUUUCCAUUCUAGUCUUCAAGUAACGACUAUAAUAAACGACUUAAUGUAUUCACAGUGAAGCAUCAUAAUUUGUAUUUGUACAGGUUUUCAUUGCACAACUUGAAACGAAAUUUUAUUUGUUUAAUAAUGUUGACAAUCGAAUUGUAAUCGUUUUACAGGUACCUAGGACUUGAUAAAAUAACAAUAGGUUAUUAAAUUGCAAACGAUUACAAUGUAGUCAUUGAUUUAUACAUUAUUCUAAAUGUGGAUUUUCAAAAUUCCUUUUUUUACUUACGUAUUUCUAUAUUUAAAUGAUAUUAAAUUUCUUAUCAUUUAUGCUUUACAUAUCAUCGACAUAUCAAACUCCAAUUUUUGAUGUUUCAACACAUGUAGCAGUUGAUUUAAUGUUCAUUGACCUUUAAUGCCUAUAAUAUACACUUCAAUUAAUAUAUUUCUAUCUAUUUAAAUCCUAAUUUGAGAAAUGUAUACUACUUAAUUAUUUAUUAAAAGACAUCUCUUGAACUCCAUGUUAGUAAUCGAACCAAAUAUUAAACUUUUUCGAUAAUAAAUAAAUAUUGAUUCAUCUACUUAUAAUAAAGACACAAUAAGACCCCCGGUAUCAUGGUCAAGUGAUGCGGUAUAAAAACAAUUAAGGAUGGGACCAAUACGAUAUACUUUUACGACUUUAUAAAAUUUUCUUAUUAAGUGUGCCAGGUAAUCCUUGGAGAUUUCUAAUGCUGAAGUUGUGCAUUUAUUAUUUGUACAUUUUACAAUGCUACGAAAUUUGAGUGUACAUACAAAAUAAA